This is a messenger RNA of Medicago truncatula (barrel medic), 1077 nucleotides long. RefSeq lists its product as uncharacterized. The record is from RefSeq and is a predicted model, not a curated record. Lineage: Eukaryota; Viridiplantae; Streptophyta; Magnoliopsida; Fabales; Fabaceae. Gene Ontology annotation, molecular function: RNA binding. The transcript is spliced from 9 exons. The coding region runs from base 110 to 751 and encodes 213 amino acids.
GUUUAGGAUUUCGGAGCUCACACAACUAAGCUCCAAGCUAUUCAUCCCAUUUGGUGAUUGGUGUGAAAAUUGAACUCUGUUGAUUCAUAAUUAGGGUUUUCAUACCAAGAUGGGGACGAAGGCAAAGAAAGCUUUGAAGAAGAAGAGUUUGAAAAGGGUCAAUGCUAUCAAUAAUAAACCAUCUGAGCAUGCUGCUGAUUUUUUGCCGUUGGAAGGUGGUCCUGGUCGCAAACUUCCUGAACUUAAACAAUUGGAGAAUUCUUCCCCUGUUUUGUAUAUUGGUCGGAUUCCACAUGGCUUCUAUGAGAAGGAGAUGGAAGCUUAUUUUGGACAAUUUGGAACCAUCAAGAGAUUGAGAAUUUCCAGAAAUAAAAAGACUGGAAAAUCAAGACAUUUUGGGUUCAUAGAAUUUGAAUCUCCUGAGGUAGCAAAAAUUGUUGCUGAUACUAUGCACAAUUAUUUGCUUUUUGAACACCUACUACAGGUUUUUGUGGUACCUUCAGAACAUGUUCAUCCCCGAUUAUGGAAAGGAUUCAAUUACCGCUACAAGCCCUUGGACACACUCCAAAUUGAACGAGAGCUACAUGACAAGGAAAGAACAUUGGAAGAACACAAAAAGUUGGUUGAUAGAGUUAUGAAGCGUGACAAAAAACGACGUAAAAAGAUAGAGGCUGCUGGCAUUGAUUAUGAAUGUCCUGAGAUUGUGGGUAACCUCCAGUCUGCUCCAAAGAAGAUAAAGUUCGAAGACUGAGUAGAUGAAGGCGGAUGGUCUACCAUGUCAUGAGGGGUGGCAAGAAACAAUGUUUUUUAGAAUUUUAAAAGUUAGUAAUGAACUAUCUUCAUUGUAGGUGCAAGAGCCUCCAGUUUUGUGUCUUUCUAGACAUUAUAUUAUGAAAAUAUUUGUGUAAGUGUUAUCCAUUCCAUAUAUUUAUCAGUUUUUGUGUCAGUUAAUCACCUUCAUUACGACGAGUUGGAAAUACUGAAUUCCCUUCAUAUCUGCAUAAAUUGUAGGUUGUUAGUAGGUACAAGAUGGCCAGUAUAUUGGAAUUGAAUACUGAAGUUCGAUAAUUGUCGAAA